Adineta steineri is the source of this 1425-nucleotide messenger RNA. The record is from the annotation of a GenBank genome assembly. Lineage: Eukaryota; Metazoa; Rotifera; Eurotatoria; Adinetida; Adinetidae.
AUGUGGACUGCAAAUGCUACACAUCAACUUGAUUUAUGGAUAACAACAAUACCUAAAGAAGAAUCUCUUUCUUCAUUAUUCUAUCCUAUUCUUAUGAAAAGUUAUGUUGAUGUGAUCGGUCAUCCGAAUCCAUUACCACAUUUUGCUUCAGGUUUUUGGCAAAGUAAAAAUCGUUAUCGUAGUCAAGAAGAAUUCUUAGAUGUAGCAAAAGGUUAUUAUGAUCGACAAAUUCCAGUAAGUGUUAUUGUCAUUGAUUUUUAUCAUUGGACGGAACUGGGUGAUUGGAAAUUUAACAGUACAUGUUGGGCAAAUAUACCACAAAUGAUGAAUCAAUUACAAUCAUAUGGAAUGAAGUUAAUGGUAUCUAUCUGGCCGCAUGUGGCUGAAGACUCUGAAAAUUUUAUUACUAUGAAAACAGAAGGUUUAUUGACACAUGAUGCGAAUGGAAGUGCUAUAGUAACAAGUGAUAAUCUUCAUAUUCCUGAUCAGUUUAAUCCUGCUACACGAUAUUUCAUAUGGAAUAAAGUAAAAACAAAUUAUUUUGAUUAUGGAAUAAAAAUAUAUUGGCUAGAUGCUGAUGAACCAGAAAAAAGUCAACCUGAAUUACAAUGGUGGUAUGAUCGACAUGAUGUUGAAAUUGCAAUGGUAUGGGCAAGAGAACAUCAACGAACAUUUUGGGAUGGAUUAAGAGAAGAAAAAGAAGAAGAAAUAAUUAUGCUAAGUAGACAAGCAUGGAUAGGAAGUCAUCGAAUGAAUGUUGCAGUUUGGAGUGGCGAUAUUGAUUCAUCAUGGGAAGAAUUAUUAAAACAAAUUAAAGUAGCACAAAAUGUUGCCCUAUCAGGGAUAUAUUGGUGGACAACAGAUAUUGGGGGUUAUCGGCAUUCUGAUUUAGAUGACAAUCAAUUUCAAGAAUUAAUAUUAAGAUGGUUUCAAUUUGGAGCAUUUUGUCCGUUAUUUCGUUUACAUGGAGAACGUUACCCACCUUUACCGAACAAUGAAUGUGGUUUUUCUGGGGGUCAUAAUGAAGUAUGGUUAUUUAAUUAUAGUAGACAAAUUAUUGAUAUUAUUAAAUUACGCGAAUCUUUACGUGAUUAUGUUGAAUAUCAUUUAAAUAUUUCACAUGAAAAUGGAACUCCUAUUCUACGACCAAUGUUUUAUGAUUUUAAUAAUGAUAUUGAAUGUUAUAAUUCAGAAGAUCAAUAUAUGUUUGGAUCAGAUUAUUUAGUUGCUCCUAUUUAUACAUAUCAAGCUACAUCACGUUCAGUUUAUUUACCUGCAAUAGAUAAACAAAAUUCAGUUUGGCAACAUUAUUAUACGAAACGAAUUUAUGAUGGUGGUCAACGUUAUAAUAUUUCUACUACUUUAAAUGAUUUUCCACUUUUUGUAAAGAUCGCGUCUAAUGAUAUUGAAAUAUUAGUAUAUUGA